AUGAGAGGCCUUUUGCUAGUCUUGGGUCUUGCGACGUCUGUUGCGCUUACGCAAAACCCAGAUGGACCCGAUGACCCGGAUGAGCCUGACGUCGAACCGAACUCCAACGAUGUGGCAAGCGCUCUGUUCACCCUCGUGAGUUGUGAGAACAUAAGCCUCGACGGCCUGUUAUUUGGGGUUUGGGAACUAGCGGACAAAACUACCAAUGACCUCGAAACCAUCAUUGAUGGAGCCACUUUUGGUUUCGAUGAUGGGUCGGAACAGUGGUAUAUGGCAAGAAACAUGCGUCUACUUUUUGGAGCGGAUUAUAGCGAUAUUGAAGGCCAACCUGGGAGGUUGCGCUUUGAGGACAAGAAUCUGGAAACUGUGGAAUCAAUCAGAUUCCGAUAUCAAGCUUUGGCUUGGGCGAUCAAUAAGCAAUAUUGGAGUCCAGCGUCAAACUACAUAUUCUGCAGACCUGAACAAGACCCACUUCCUUUCAAGCAUCCGGAAAUCGUCAAAGAGUUUUAUGACCUUGCUUCUCCAGCGGAGCUACAGGUCCCCCUCCGAGAUAUGCCAGGCUGA
This is a messenger RNA of Fusarium coffeatum, 564 nucleotides long. RefSeq lists its product as uncharacterized. The record is from RefSeq and is a predicted model, not a curated record. NCBI's taxonomy places the organism in Eukaryota, Fungi, Ascomycota, Sordariomycetes, Hypocreales, Nectriaceae. Bases 1 to 564 code for a protein of 187 amino acids. The transcript is spliced from 3 exons.